This is a messenger RNA of Elaeis guineensis (African oil palm), 1705 nucleotides long. RefSeq names its product UDP-glycosyltransferase 83A1. Lineage: Eukaryota; Viridiplantae; Streptophyta; Magnoliopsida; Arecales; Arecaceae. The record is from RefSeq and is a predicted model, not a curated record. Gene Ontology annotation, molecular function: quercetin 3-O-glucosyltransferase activity; quercetin 7-O-glucosyltransferase activity.
AUGAGCUUGCCACAUGCACUCAUCCUACCAUACCCGGCACAAGGUCAUGUUAUCCCCCUACUGGAGCUCUCUUACUGCUUGAUUGAUAAUGGUUUCAAGAUCACAUUUGUCAAUACUGAAAAUAACCACAAGCGUGUUCUUGCCAACUUGUCCAAGAAGGAAGGUGAAAUGAAGGGAAUAAAUUUGGUUGCAGUACCAGAUGGAUUGGAAUCUGAAGAAGAUCGGAAAGAUCUUGGGAGGGUUAAUGAUGGUUUUCUGAAGAACAUGCCUAUAUGUUUGGAGGAAUUGAUACGAAGGAGUAAUGAGUCAGAAGAUGACAGGAUCACAUGUAUGAUAAUUGACGUUAGCAUGGGAUGGGCUCUUGAGAUCGCUAAGAAGAUGGGACUUCGGGCAGCUGCAUUCUGGCCAGCAUCUGCCGGGAUUUUGGCAACAACGUUGAGCAUUCCCAAGUUAAUUGAGAAUGGUGUCAUUGAUCCAGAGGGAACACUAAAGCAACAGAUGUUCCAACUGGAUGCAGACAUGCCACCCAUGAACUCCAAUCAUUUAGUGUGGACUUGCUUUAGUGACCCUGAAUUACGACCAAAGCUCUUCAACUACACAGUCAACAGUAUUCGAGCAGUCAAGAUUGCUGAACACAUAAUUUGCAACUCAUUCAAGGAGAUUGAGCUGCCAGCAUUCACCUAUGCCCCAAAUAUAAUUCCUGUGGGACCAUUAUUGACAGGCGAGCGGUUUGGAAAACCUAUUGGUCACUUCUGGCCUGAGGAUGCAACUUGCAUGGCUUGGCUCGACGAGCAGCCAGCCAACUCAGUCAUCUAUGUGGCCUUUGGGAGCUUCACCAUCUUUAACCAAAUCCAAUUCCAAGAGCUUGCUCUAGGGCUUGAGCUCUCAGGAAGAACAUUUUUGUGGGUAGUGAGGCUAGACCUAACAAGUGAGACAAGUGAUGCCUACCCAGAAGGCUUUAGAGACCGAGUUAUGACAAAGGGGAGGAUGGUGGGUUGGGCACCUCAACAGAAGGUUUUGGCACACCCUUCUAUUUCUUGUUUCAUAUCCCAUUGUGGCUGGAAUUCAACACUAGAAGGGGUGAGAAAUGGAGUGCCUUUCUUGUGUUGGCCUUACUUUGCUGAUCAAUUCCUCAACCAAAGCUACAUUUGCGAUAUUUGGAGGAUUGGUUUGCAGAUGAUAGCUAAUGAGAGUGGGAUCAUAACAAAGGAACAUAUCAAGUUGAGAGUGGAAGAAUUGCUUGGUGACAAGACAAUGAGGGCAAGAGCAUUAGAGCUGAAGGAAAUUGCAAAUAGAUCUGUCAUCAAAGGAGGGUCUUCAUUUGAGAAUCUUAAAAGUUUUGCUGAUGCCAUGAAAUAAUGAAGAACUUGAUGAAAACAAAAACGAGGAUGAAAGACUCAUGCUGUCAAGAUGUAUUGAACGGGCCAAAAAUGUAUCAAAUUCAACAAAUGAGAUAUGAACACAGCUUUUAUCAGAAUUUUCUAAGAAAAGAGAUAUUUGAAUUACUAUCUAAUUUGCGCAGAGAGUGGCAUCGAGGACAUGCAAUCCAUCAUCUGCACUUAUACUUAUUCACAGAAGGAUGACAACAAUGACACGAGAAACAUAUCUGAUAGUAAGAAGAUGCUUGCUCACUUGUCUUCGUCCAUCAAAAUUCUCAACAAUGUUGGCUUUUUCUCCUUGUUUCUGCGGUGUUCCAGUUAUAGAA